Messenger RNA from Arabidopsis arenosa, 827 nucleotides. The record is from the annotation of a GenBank genome assembly. Lineage: Eukaryota; Viridiplantae; Streptophyta; Magnoliopsida; Brassicales; Brassicaceae.
AAUUCACUUCAAACAAUGAAGCCACCAAGAUUAAUAAUAAUCAAGAACACAAGGAAUCUCUCGAUCAAGACUUGAGAUCUAUGUUGAUGAUGAGACCAAUAAGAGGAAUCCCUCUUUACCAGAAUCAAGUCCUUGACCACUACUACUACUCAUCUACAUCUUCCACUCCUUUCUUCUUCAGUGAAGUCAACGGUCAACACGCUAGUAGUCGUUUAAUCACAAACCCUAAUUGUAGUUUUAAUAUUCACCACCGUCAUCGGCGUCAAGCUCAACCGCAGCCGCCUAGAUUCACGGCCAAACGAGGAGUAAGGGCUCCAAGGAUGCGGUGGACGACGACCCUCCACGCCCAUUUUGUACACGCUGUUCAAUUAUUGGGUGGUCAUGAAAGAGCAACCCCAAAAUCAGUACUUGAGCUGAUGGAUGUGCAAGAUCUCACAUUGGCUCAUGUUAAAUCUCAUCUACAGAUGUAUCGGACCAUCAAAUCUACUGAAAAACCUACAACGUCAUCAGGGCAGUCAGAUACUUGUGAGAAUGGAUCACAGGUAAACAGUGAGAGAGAAGCAAGAAAUCUCCAAGGUCUAUGGAACAACUCAUCAAGUGAAGCUCGGUUCCAUUUAAAGGCAAAGGCAUCAUCAGCUAUAGACAUUUCAUCCAAUGAGAAUGAAUGGAAGAAUCAAAGAUGUCCAAGCAACGAACGAUUGUCAUCGGAUUCGUCAAGCCUCACAGGGACAAGACCAGAGACUGAAACUCCCAAUUUGGAUUUCACUUUAGCUACACCAAACCUCUCUCCCUAAUUUUCUUAUAUAUACUAAAAUAUAUUAUAUGUU